Molecule: messenger RNA, 2032 nt
Organism: Ixodes scapularis (black-legged tick)
Lineage: Eukaryota; Metazoa; Arthropoda; Arachnida; Ixodida; Ixodidae
Product: putative nuclease HARBI1
Exons: 2
Coding region: 1-1203 (400 amino acids)
Source: RefSeq, a predicted model, not a curated record
AUGCAGCAAACGUGCCGACUAGACAGCCUGAAGAAGAGACUUGAUGGGCUCAUCGAAGAUGGAACCUGGGAGUGCGAAGAUGUCUUUGAGCAUGACUACAAGCGUGCUGAAGUUGUGGAUUGCAUCAUUUAUUAUGUUACCGGUUACCUGUGCAGAAAGAUUGGCAACAAAACGACUUGCAUGCUUUGCAAGAAGGGACUGGUUAGCUGGCAAGGGUUUUACGACAUGCCAGAAGCGGAGCUGGUCAACUGCAAAACUCGUCGAAAGUUAAGCCAUCCAAAUGUCAAUAUCUACUACCUACUGAUGGCCACAGAGAAACAGUUUGCCAAGGCUCUCCUGUAUGAUGUUACGCGACGGAAAGUGAGCGAAAACACCUUCAGGAUCCCGUUGAAGACAAAGAUGUUGAUGACGCUUUGGCUCCUUGGCAACCAGGAGUCUUACAGGGGUGUUGCUGAUCGCUUCGGUGUGAAUAAAGGCACAUUAUUCUUUGUCGUGGAGCAGAUGAUCUGUCUUUGGACAGAUUGUGCCCAAGGAGAGGUUGUCUGGCCCACUGACAUUGAUGGGGUCGAAAGAAGCUUCAGGGCACGCUGGAGAUUUCCAGGUGUAGUUGGUGCUGUGGAUGGGUGCCACAUAAACAUUAAAGCACCAAAAGAUGACCAAUCUGCCUUCUACAACAGGCAUGACGUGCACUCAGUUAUCUUGCAAGCCUGUUGUGAUCAAGACAUGUGUUUCUCACACAUCUGUGUAGGGAAACCAAGCAGGAUGCACGAUGGCCGUGUGUACGCCAUGUCUGGCCUCGAGGACUUUCUCGUCUGCCUUCCUGAAGACAAGCAUGUUCUUGGUGACUCGGCAUAUCCACUGAAAAUAUUCCUUAUGAAACCAUAUAGAGAUGAUGGCAGACUUACUCCCCAGCAAGUAAAAUUCAAUAACAUACUGAGCGCAGCACGCUCGGUCAUUGAAAGGGCCUUCGGGCGCCUAAAGGGGAAGUUCCGGCGCCUGAAGUUCCUCGACAUGGGUCGUGACGAUCUAAUCCCAAAAAUGGUAUGUGCGGCAUGCAUGCUACACAAUUUCAUUCUGAAACACCCAGCUGGCUUUGAUGACGACAAGGACGACGAAAACCCUCGUCGGCCGCCAAGGGUGCACAACGAGGAAAUUGAGCCCUCCGCUGCUCAGAAAAGAGAUGCGAUUUGCUCACGGCUGUGAACAAAUUUUUAUCCAUGUACUUCAUAUUAAUAGUUGAUUACACUUGUGUUUCUAUCCAAGUACACGGGUUAUCGAUGUUGGCAAAAAAAUGUAUACAGUAUUGCACUUGGUUAGUCCAGAAAAAAUUAAAUGUGCACCAUGUUCUUGAAGCACACCUACUCACUUUUGAGAGCUUCCUUACAGCAAAUUCAGGGAUAUGCUUGCAUGAUGUACCUUCCUGCUCAACAAAACAUCCUGUGCUGUGCAUGAGAUCUUGCUGUCAGCGUGUAGUUAAAUAAUAUAAAAUUACACCUCAGUGUUACCGUUGCAUCAUUGUCAUCAUCACCAUGAUGGAACUGGGCCAGAAAUAGGCUGCUGAUGAAAGGCAUUGCAAUAAGAAUGACAGUUAACUAAAAUGUUUCCACAAACCAAAACAAAAAAGCAUGCUUCUUUCAUUCAGUUGCAAAUUCAUAACCAAAGCUAUCAACAUUUGAAAUUAAAGGUUGAACUGUAUGUAAGCAAUUUAGCGAGCGACGAUUAAAGUAUACACAUCAGCUAUUAACAGUUUUGCGAAGAGACGUUUCUCUAGAUAACGCGUGCGAAAACACAAUCUCGUUCCUCGCCUUCUUUUUCGUGCUUCCAGAUCUAUCGCACAAGCUAGUGUGUGAGCUAGCAAGUUGUAUGUUCUAUUUCCUAUGGUUGGGAUCGCCAAGACGCGAGAUUUCCGUCACUUUUCGACCUGCUUGUGUUGUAGGGAAAAAUGCACGCUAUAAACUGUUCCGUUAUGUCAAUCGCCGAGUCAAGGUCCGACAUAUAUUGCAGAGGAUAAUUUCAUCUUAUGAGUAGUUCA